UGCCGCCCUGCGCUGUUGGUACGCCUGCUCCUUCCGGGCCGUACUUUCAGUUUUCCGUUCAAACUGUGAAACCGUUGACCGGUGGCGUCCGUUAGUUGUUCGAGAAGGAUUACUUCUGAGAGAUUCUUGUCGAUUCAAGUGCGGGAUAAGCCAUGGAUAAGCGAAGAGACAUGAGGCCCGGGGCGAGCCAAGCAGGCGCCUCCUCCUCCUCGGCUGGGCCGAGGCCUGGACCCUCAACCCUGCAAGAGAAGUACGACCAGUUGGACUCCAUAUUCACCAGUCAGCAGCUUCGUCCGAGCCGGACACAGGGUGAUGCAGCAAGCUCUGGAGCGGAGACGGUGCCUGUUUCUGAGAUACAAGCAACUAUCGAAGAGUGUUGUUCAAGAUUCAUUGCAUCUGAGCGAAGGAGGAAAGAGCUUGCUGAAAAGAAGAAGAGUCUGCAACAACUUCACGACAAGCAGCAGCAAAUGAUUAUAACGGCCCAGAUGAAUGUGGAGCAAACAAGCAGCAAACUUGACGCAGCAAUCAGAAAUAGACAGACAAUCCAGGCCAAAGUGCAACAUGCCUGUGAAAUAGGAGCUGCCAUACGUCAACACUGUGAACACCUUGAUACUUCAAGAUCUCAACUGUCACAUAUGCGAGAUGAUCAAAUCCUAGAAUCAAAUCAACUUAUCGAAAUGAUUAAGAAUAUUUCAGAGGCUGAUAAAAUGACAGAGGAGUUUAAAGAAGCUGAAAGACUUCUACGAGAAAUUAUGGAACUGGAUGAAAGAAAUGCAAAUGUGGAAAAAGAAUUCCGCACGAAAAACGAGCUUGAAAGAAUCCGCCAUGAGACCCGUAUGGCUCAACUUGAUAAGGAGACAUCUGAAGCUGAAGCCUACUUGCAACAAAAGACCCUUGAAUUAGCAGCAGCCAGGCAAAAACGUGAGGCUUUACAGAAGAGAAUUCAGGAUAUCUCUGAGGAUGAUGAGGAAACAAUUGAACUUGUCAAUAGAGUCCAAAGCCUAGAAAAGAAGAUAAAAAAUUCAAUAGAAACUCGGCUGCAACCAAUUAUUGAGGAAAACAGUUGCCUAUCUGUUCAAUCAAAUGAGUUAGAGGAGGAAAUUUCUGCUGUUACCGGAAGGAUAGAAGUACUUGAGAAGGAGAAGAUUCUGGCAGAGAAAGAGUCGAAAGACUUGACUGAAAGAUUAGCUGAAGCAGAUAUAGAGGAGAGUAAUUUGUCUGAUAAACUACUCAAAAUGCGAUCAACGAAUUCAGAAUUCAAAUCACAGCAGGACAGCCAGAGGAAGGAACUAGAAGAUGCCAAAAGUGCUGGCCAGAAGGCUGUGUCUGAACUGGAAAUUAAGUUGUUGGCUACCAAAAAAUCGGCUGCGGACAAAGCUGCCAAUUUAAGAGCAGAAAUAACUGCUACAAGGAAAAACACUGAUGUGAUAUCCCAAAAGUGUGCUGAAAAUAGGGAUGUCCUAUCAACCAUGACAUCACAAUGUGAAGAAUUACAAAAGCUUCUAGAGACUGCAUUAGAAAACGAACAUUCUCUUGACAGUCAAUUGAAAGCUAUGGAAGAAGAAAAACAUCGGGUCUCUAGUGUUACACAGGAAUUGAAAUCUAAAAUCGAUGUUGAAGAGAAAAAUGAGGUCCAACGGAAAGAGUUACUUAGUGAAAGAAAUCAGUGUUAUGAGCAAGAGGAAAGUGCCAUUAAGUUCCAAAUAGAUAAAUAUAAUAGUGAUACCCUUAAAAUUAAUGAAAAUAUUACAGCCAAAAGAGAAUGUAUUGCAUUGCUUCAGAAACAGCUAGAGGAAGUUCAAAGGGACUCACUGAAAUCGAGAGAGCUGGUCCACGAUAGAUACACUUCUGUUGUUGAUGAGCAGCGUAACAGAAUCGCUCAGUUAUCUAAUAUAAGAGAAGAAGUGAACCAAAAGCAUCAGAAUCAAGCUAAUGAGUUAACACAGCAGAUUGAGAAACACAAUCAGAAAUUGACUGAAACUGAAAAUUUAAUAACUGAUGCAGUUAAAUCCUGCAAUACAAUUACUCAAGAGAUUGAGUCUCUUCAAAAUGCUGAGAAGAAGGUUCAGCAAGAAAUUGAAUCCAUGAAAUAUUCUGUUGAUGAGUUGAUGGAGAAGUGCAAAGUGACAGAAGAGAACUACCAACUUCUGAUGACCAAGCAGGCGGAAAUGGCUUCUAAUCUUCAUGAUGAAGAGGAAAUUUUGCAAUCCAAAAAAGUUAUAAUGUCAGAACUUCAACAGGAAAUUGACAAAUUGGAGAAGGAAAAAGCUGAAGCAGCAGUCCAAAAUUGUGAUGAAAUGAAAGAAACAAUGCACAACAUCUUGAAGAACAAACAAACAUGUGAAUCUCUAUUUAGUUCAACAAAUUUGCUGACCCAGGAGAUUAAUGACCUGAAGAUGAAAUGUGACAAAAAUAAAAAAGAGUGUGAUUCAAAACUUGAGGCCAUGGAAUGUUUGGAUUCUGAAAUUGAAUCGCAUGAGAGAGAGACUGCCAAGAUACGUGCGGAAUUGGACAAGACAAUCAAGAUGACUGAUAAAAUAGAGAAAAAGAUAACAGUGUCAGAGCGUGAAAAACUCAUUGCAAACCAAGCGUAUGAUACAAUGCUUAAAGGAAUAGCUGCUGCGAAAGCCAAAAAGGUGAAAGAGUCUAGCCAAGGAACAACAUCCAAAGGUCUCCCGCCAAAGACAACGACAAAACAGAAGGUGCUUCAGGAGACAAUUCUAGUGACGUUAAUGCAAAUGAAGAAGCAACUCAAGCGACCCAACAUCACUCACAAGAAAGUCUGUAGGAACAUUCUUAAGACCUAAUAGUUCAUCUUGUUCAGUAAUUUUCUUUUUUUCCUGAAAUCUCUAAGAUAAUUUUAGUUUUGAUGAGUUUUUCUUGUCUUUAAAGGUUCGAUUACAACAUUCCCUUUCCAUUUUGAGAAUUCAUUAUUAUUCUUUUAAGUUUUGUACGACGUCAGAUUAUUUAAUAAACAUCUUUUCGGUAUUUGUCAGAUUAUUU
Thrips palmi is the source of this 3003-nucleotide messenger RNA. RefSeq names its product myosin-3-like. The record is from RefSeq and is a predicted model, not a curated record. The transcript has 12 exons. Bases 153 to 2807 code for a protein of 884 amino acids. Lineage: Eukaryota; Metazoa; Arthropoda; Insecta; Thysanoptera; Thripidae.